This is a messenger RNA of Leptopilina boulardi, 802 nucleotides long. RefSeq names its product probable nuclear transport factor 2 (gene Ntf-2). Lineage: Eukaryota; Metazoa; Arthropoda; Insecta; Hymenoptera; Figitidae. Gene Ontology annotation, cellular component: nuclear pore central transport channel. Gene Ontology annotation, biological process: protein import into nucleus. The coding region runs from base 136 to 525 and encodes 129 amino acids. The record is from RefSeq and is a predicted model, not a curated record. The transcript has 4 exons.
UAAAAGGAAAUAUAUAAUAUUAUGUGACAAUGACACAACCUACGCAACCGAAGUGAUUGUAUAAGUUUAAGAAUUUUGUCAUUAUUAUUUGUACAAAUACUUUAUAAUAUAGGUUAAAAUAAAUAAAUUAGCAAAAUGACAUUAAAUCCGCAGUAUGAAGCAAUUGGAAAAGGUUUUGUACAACAAUACUAUGCAUUGUUUGAUGAUCCUAACCAGAGAGGAAAUUUACGAAUUAUGUACAACAAUGAAUCAUUCAUGACAUUUGAAGGCAAACAAAUCCAAGGUGUUACAAAAAUUAUGGAAGAAUUGAGUAAUUUGAGGUUUCAAAAAAUCAAUCGAAUGAUCACGACCGUUGAUUCUCAACCAAUGUUGGAUGGUGGGAUACUAAUUAAUGUUUUAGGAAGGUUGCAAACUGAUGAAGAUCGACCACAUGCUUUUAUUCAACUUUUUGUAUUGAAACCAUUAGACACUACAUUCUUUUGUCAACACGAUAUUUUUCGACUAAGUAUUCAUGACACUGCCUGAUUCGAAUAAGUUUAUUUGGAUUUAAUUUUAUAGGACCACAUGCAUAAUAAUGCACGUUCAUCAUAAUUUUAAUCAUAAUGCAUUGAAACUACAUCCGAAGUAUGUAUACUUAUUUUCAGAUUCAAUUCUUUUUAUAAAAUAUAUAUAUAUAUCACAAUGCAGUCGGAAAAUUUUUAAUACACUGUUUAUAUAUAAAUAAAGAAAAAAGAAAGAUUUGCUUCAAAGAAUAUUGUAAUUUGAAAAUUUCAAAUAAAAUGAGUUUGUUACUAAUCUACAA